AUGGAUUCCAUAAUCUCAGACGAGGACCGUUUCACUCUUGUUGAGCAAUUCAACGCCACCGAAGACGCCACGACUUUAGGGUUUUGCCUCCCCGAGCUCUUUGAAAAAGUAGCUGAGCAAUAUUCCAACAACAUUGCCGUCAUCUAUGCCGAUACUCAACUGGACUAUGGAACACUCAAUCAACUUGCGAAUCGGCUGGCUCGCAUCUUAGUGGAUAAGCGAGGGGUCGGCCGUGGAGAUGUGGUCGGUGUGGCCCUUGAUCGGUCCAUUGACCUGAUUGUCGCAGUGUUGGCGGUGGUCAAGGCUGGGGCCGCUUACGUGCCCAUUGACCCGGCCUUCCCUGCUGAGCGGGUGACGCACAUGGUGAAUGAUGCGGGUCCGAAGCUCGUCGUUGUUAGUGAUAGCACCCUCACGGCUCUGUCGCCGUGGCGAGAUGUCUGCCUCAGUAUUGAUGCGGUACGGGGUAACAUGAAGCAGGUUGACAGAAGCAACUUAAGCACCCAGAAUGUGCGGCCAGAAGACCUCGCAUACGUCAUCUAUACCUCCGGGUCGACGGGACGCCCUAAAGGGGUGGAGGCGAACCACGGAGCACUGUGCAAUCUCCUGCUCUCGAUGCAGAGGGAACCGGGAUGCGCCCCCGGGGAUCGACUGUUGGCAGUAGCCACCAUCUCAUUUGACAUGUCCAUCCUGGACCUCCUCCUACCGCUGGCGAGUGGUGCGACGACGGUAAUCGCCCCUACAGGGGCUCUUCGAGACCCGGGGCACUACUCGAGUUGA
Penicillium mononematosum is the source of this 777-nucleotide messenger RNA. Its product is annotated as PKS/NRPS-like protein biosynthetic cluster. The record is from RefSeq and is a predicted model, not a curated record. Gene Ontology annotation, molecular function: phosphopantetheine binding. NCBI's taxonomy places the organism in Eukaryota, Fungi, Ascomycota, Eurotiomycetes, Eurotiales, Aspergillaceae. Gene Ontology annotation, cellular component: cytoplasm. The transcript has a single exon. The coding region runs from base 1 to 777 and encodes 258 amino acids. Gene Ontology annotation, biological process: secondary metabolite biosynthetic process; amino acid activation for nonribosomal peptide biosynthetic process.